AUGGCCGACGCUUUUAGUCGUAAAACUCAUGUGAAGGGUAUAUGUUGUUUCCAACUCGUGGACGAUCUUCGAAACCGCAUUCGUGAAGCGCAAUACUCAUCUGUUAAUGAGGGUAACUUGUAUAACGAGAUGAAGUGUGGUGCUAAAGAUCAACUCAUGACCAAAUCCGAUGAUACAAAGAUGUCGGGUGGAAACGGUGAUGACACAGUAGCUUUAAUCACCGAGCAGAUAAAAGAAAAGAUUUUCGAAGAAGUCGGAAAAGCUCUUGAAAAUAGCCUACCGGGAUUCAUGGAAAGCUUACGGGACUGGCCAACUCAGGGGCAAGCGAAGGAUUGGUGGGACAACCAUAAGAAAGAACAAGGGAUUGAAGUUACGAGAAACAUGACAUGGGAAGAGUUUAAGGUGCCUUUCCUUAAACAUCAUAGCCCUAAGCGCGUCAUUAACAAGAUUAAAGAGGAAUUCAUCCAAUUAAGGCAAAAGGGCGAAACGAUUCACAAGAUCAUGGGAAUAUUCCUCGAUAAGCUGAGGUUUUGUGACGAGCUGGUGCAAACGAAAGAGCAAAAGAUCUAUUACUAUUACAAUAUGUUGAGUGAGGAAUACCGGGAGUUUAUGAUUCCCUCAAAGUAUGAAACUCUCAUGGAAAUUAUUAACAUCCCUCGAGAACAUGAGAUAGAGUUAAGAAAGCAAGUUGAGAGAGGAAAAAGGAGGGUGUUGGAUGCGAAUCCAAGCCCCACGAAGAAACUAAAGAUGAGCGAAUCCUCAAAGAAAAUGAAUGUAAAAAGGGGAUCACCUAACUGUAAGACAUGUGGCCGAGCCCAUAGGGGCGAGUGUUAUUUCAAAGAUAAACCAUGUGUUAUAUGCGGGAAGAUGGGGCAUGCGGCUUCAAUUUGCCCCGAUAAGGUGUCGGUAUGCUAUAAAUGUUACCAACCAGGUCACAAGAAAUCAGAGUGCCCGAAGUUGGUAGGAAAGAAGGAGGCACCCGACACGAAAACGAAAGUUCCAAGAUCAAAGGCAAGGUCCUUUCACAUAACGGCGGCCGAGGCCAAGGUUGAACCUGAUGUGGUUUUAGGUACAUUUACCGUAAAUUCAAUUCCAGCAUAA
Molecule: messenger RNA, 1101 nt
Organism: Helianthus annuus (common sunflower)
Lineage: Eukaryota; Viridiplantae; Streptophyta; Magnoliopsida; Asterales; Asteraceae
Exons: 3
Coding region: 1-1101 (366 amino acids)
Molecular function (GO): zinc ion binding; nucleic acid binding
Source: RefSeq, a predicted model, not a curated record